Zonotrichia albicollis (white-throated sparrow) is the source of this 4038-nucleotide messenger RNA. Lineage: Eukaryota; Metazoa; Chordata; Aves; Passeriformes; Passerellidae. The record is from RefSeq and is a predicted model, not a curated record.
GUUUCCCCCGCUCCCCCCUUUCCCCCCCGCUGCCCUGUGUAUCUCUCCUCCCGCUGUCAGGUGACUUUUUAGCGUUAGAAGCUAAUGAGCGUGGAUGCUCUGGGGAUCCCGGUGAUGGACCCUGCUGCUCUCUCCAGGCGGAACACGGCGCUCAGAUUAGUAGACUUGGCGGGGGCUCCUCGCCACCAGCAGCACCCCCCUCAGAGCAUGACAGGCUUCCCGGUCGUCGCCGGGCACCCUCACACCACGGCGCCCAGGCCGCCGGGGGAACACGCCGCCGAGUCCCGCCUCAGGCCGCAGCAGCUCCGGCCAGAACACAUGGGGCACCGCCACCAUCCUCCUCCUCAUCCUCCUCCUCAGCAUCACCCCGCGGCCCUUAAGAUCAGCCCUGCCCCUCAUCCCCACCACCAGCUCCUCCACCACCACCACCAUCAUCAUCAUCAUCAUCAUCAUCAUCAUAUGGCAGGCCAAGCCGAGGUGGUCUCUAGUCACACGGCAGCGUUUGGCCCGGCGCAGUCACCAGCAGCCCCUUACCCCGUGUCUCACCCAGCCCAGGCUCUGGCAGCAGGUAGCUACCCCGGACACCAUGGUCACCAGCACCACCACUCAGAAGCUGGGAAUCCCUCUCUGUUCACUGGACUCCAUGAACAGCCUCCCCAUGCAGCUCCAGGUGGCCAUCUAAACGGACAGCUCAGACUGGGGUUACCUGGAGAAAUGUACGCCAGGUCUGAACAUUUCACUCAAGUACCAGCCUCCAGGACAGAUCAUUUUGCUGCUUCUUCGCUUCAUAACUACGGUGGUAUGAAUCUGAACGUGAACCUGGCUCCACACCACGGCCCGGGUGCCUUCUUUCGUUACAUGAGGCAGCCCAUCAAACAGGAACUCAUCUGUAAGUGGAUUGAGCCCGAGCAAUUGUCAAACCCCAAAAAGUCCUGCAACAAAACUUUCAGCACGAUGCACGAGCUGGUGACUCAUGUCACGGUGGAGCACGUUGGAGGACCCGAGCAGUCCAAUCACAUAUGUUUCUGGGAAGAGUGUCCAAGAGAAGGGAAACCUUUCAAGGCCAAAUAUAAACUUGUAAAUCACAUCAGAGUCCACACAGGUGAAAAACCUUUCCCCUGCCCUUUCCCAGGCUGUGGCAAAGUGUUUGCCAGAUCAGAGAAUCUCAAAAUACACAAAAGAACUCAUACAGAUGUCUACCCCGUUGCUCUCAAGGUAAUCUAGACAGAAGCAGCUGAAAGCCUGAAUCUUAUGCCUUAGACAUCAAAGCAAGCUCGCACAAAGAAGUAUUUCUUCACAACGGUGAAUCUUCAUGGUAAGUUAGGAUUUCUAUGGCAAUAGGCAAGUCAUACUUAAAUAGUGAAAGGCGAAGUCUGGAGCCCGUCCAGUCUUUUCAUUAAGGACAUAAUAUUUACGUCUAACAGGCCCUUUUUCUUGUGUAUACAAGUAUAUAUUUUUGUUUGACGCGAACUAAAUCAUUUUCAUUUAAUUUCCGGUAAACAAAACCCACGCGAACAGGGCACUUGUUCCAGACCAUAAUAAAAAUGGAUAAGACUGUCAGGAAGAAAAGGCCCGCUUGAACCGUCGCCUCAGCUCACUUUUGUUUCUGCUUUCUGCCAGGAUCAGAGAAUGCAUUUGGGAUUUGAGGGCGAGUUUCUAAAGGCAAGGAAAUGGUUUUUAAGGGGGGAAAGAAAAGGAGAAAGGUCUAAUCAAGCUCGGGUUGUUCAAAGGGCCUGAUUUUGGGGUUGAAAGUGUGAGUUUUAUGGUGCAUCAGCAUGCCACGUUAGGAUCGCUAUGGUAAUGAGGAGAGCAAUAGCAAGCGGCCUUCAAAGGAGGCACACUCCAUUUGAGACAGUCUAUUAAGAUACAUUUGCACUGACCUUUGGUUUCAUGCUAGCUUAAUACACUCAAUCUGCUCCCCGCUAGAGAUAGACUUCCUCCACCUAAUGCACUUCGGCGGAGCUGGGUUUUGCUGGGCUUCGCCCUCCCCCCGAGGCCAGCUCCGUUCCGACGCUGUAGCCCCGGUCUCCUUGUCCCCAAAGUAAGGGACUGCCAGCCCCCCAAGCCCGGCGGGAGCUCCCGCCCGCUUCCCCAGCCUUUCUGACCAGCUUCUAGCAGAAAAACUGGCCACAAAGCCUGAGGAUUGCUUCCCUUCAUCUCUAUCAAACGUGGCAGAGGAAGAUAGGAUGGAGACUGGCAGAUCCCCCUCCUCGGGCUGCCUCUGUCUCAGCGAGUAGGUUUCCGAUGGAAGAGCCCCAGGAGCUGGGAAGCGGGGUGAGCUCCGAGGGGAGACGGCCGUACCCCCUUCUCACCCGGCCCGGUCCCGCUGUCCCUGCGAGAGGAGGCUCCGUGGUGCGGGGAACUUGACACCCGCAUGGCCGGGGCCAUGGGCGCUGGGCCAUGGGCCCGGGAAAGUUAGAAGUCCAUGUUCCAGUAAUUGUCUUGUUGUUUAUUUUAUCCAAGUACCCUAGUGAAUAGGGGAAAAAUAAACACGGGGAAAAAAAAUUCAAACAGUUGAGUCGUCUUUAGUGCCAGCCCUUGUGGUUGAAUAAAAAGGAUGGUCCAAUUUCUAUUGAGCUGAGAAAUCUUUGAAGUGGGAGUUAUUAUCUGAGAAAUUCCUGCUCGUCGUCCUAACAACGCUGAUGAAACGUAAAAGGUUCUUUGUCAGCGAUUUGUUCUCCUCUCUGUCAAACUCACCCUGCCCGUUAGCUUUAAACCGUUUCUAAAGAGAUAAAAUCAAACUUUUAAAGAUAACUUUAGGGGCCCAGAGGGUGCAGAAAAUACCAAACUAUCGAAUCCUGUGUAUAGACAUACAUCUGGAUAUAUGUGGCCGUGUCUGCGUGAAACUCUGACUGUGUACAGAUGUCCAUGGAUGUCUGUAUGACCUUGCAGUUCGAAAGUUGAAAUUAUGUCCAUUGUUUUUGCAUUUCAUUCUCCAAACUUUUCCGUCUAAUAAAUUAUUCCUACACACAUUCUGCAUGGAAUGCGAUUCUUGGGCGAAGGCAGAAACGUUGGGUUUCAUUAACACCACUUUGUGACCAACAAAAGUUUUCUCUCCAGUAGAGUGAGAGCAAGAGUGUAGACAUAGAGUAAAUUCUUUGAUCAUUUAACAGUCCGAAUACCUAUCACGCAUGUAUAUACUGCAAUGUAUCGAAGUUGUUAACGCAUUCAAAGUGAUGGCUUCCAUAUGCUCUCAUGUUUUAUUGUCUGUACGUGUAAGGAUAGUCAAACUGCAUCCCUUUUGUAUCUUCAUUUUAUAAACAUCAUGGUGUUGUACUGAAAUGAUUCCCUGAUCAAGUUUUAUUUAGUAGUUUCUCAUUUGAUAUCAUGCAGUGCCCUGUUCGGAAUAUGAAUUCCUUGAAGCUGUAACUCAUCAGUGUACUUCUGUUUUAGUUGUUAAAGAAUUAUCUGAGCCCAAUCCUGCCAUUCUAAGCCAAACCAUUCAUUUAAUGGGACCUUUUCUGAGUAAAGACAGAGUCAAAUUAGAGUGGAGUGGGUAUUACUAUUAUUCUUGUUAUUAUUUUUUUGUCUUGUCAUAUUUAUGAGAAAAUCUAGCACAUUCUUUGUGAACUGUACAGAGAAGAAGUCUCUGAAAAAUGUAGCUUGCAGAAAAACAUUUACAAUGUUGGUAUACUGUAUCUUUUUCCAGACUUCUUAUAUACAUUAUUUUUCUUUAUCACAUGUUUGGCAAUGAAGGAAUGUUUUGUUGUGUUCUUGAACAUACUAUUUAUUUUUAAUACUUGGAUUUUUUUUACAAUAAAUAUUUAUAUGCAUUUCAUUUCUAUGGUUAUUUUACAAAUGUGCACUUUUAAAUUAUGUGUUUGUACUGAUGAUACCGAGCCAUUCCUAAAACACGGUGUAAUCAACCUUCUCUUUCUGUUGAUUUUUAUAUUAGUUGAAAAAAAUUGCCCAAACCUGUGUACUAUUAAUGUGGUGUACAGUCAAGUAUUAAUGAGUGGUUUUUUGUUGGUCUUUAACCUUUUUUAAUGUUAAUCGUUUUAGGUUGGCAUUUACAUUAAAAGAACAGAACAAAACAAA